This is a messenger RNA of Chelmon rostratus (copperband butterflyfish), 1171 nucleotides long. RefSeq lists its product as uncharacterized. The record is from RefSeq and is a predicted model, not a curated record. Bases 14 to 1171 code for a protein of 385 amino acids. The transcript has 6 exons. Lineage: Eukaryota; Metazoa; Chordata; Actinopteri; Chaetodontiformes; Chaetodontidae.
GGAAGUUUCAAAAAUGGAGCUCCAGUCUUUCACAUCCCGAAAUUGCACAGAGUUGAAUCCUGACAUUAUGAUGUGCCUUACUGAGUUGGAAAGAAGGCUUGCAAAGCACUUUGACAGAGUUGAGAUUCGUGGUAAAAGGUCAAGAAUGGUACCUGUGCUUCUCACACCUGACAUGAUCGCUGCAAUGGACCUCCUCGUGAAAAACAGGAAUGAGUGUCAAGUCCACACAGAGAAUGUGUACUUGUUUGCACGCCCGGUUGUUUUUUCCCAUUACAGAGGCUCUGACUGCUUUCGCAAGUAUGCGAACCAAUGUGGUGCAAAGUACCCAGAGGCACUCACCUCUACAAGGUUGCGGAAACAAGUUGCAACUUUGUCCACAGUACUAAACCUAAAAGAAAAUGAAAUGGAUCAACUUGCCACCUUUCUCGGACACGACAUCCGUGUCCACCGAGAAUUCUAUCGGCUUCCUGAGAGUACCCUGCAGCUUGCAAAAGUCAGCAAACUGUUGAUGGCAAUGGAGAAAGGAAAACUGUCUGACCUGCAGGGGAAAGGGCUAGAUGACAUCGACAUCAAUCCUGACGAUGAAGUAGCCACGAGUGAUGAAGAUUCCAGUGAAGAAACCCUUGCUGACCUACAUCAACACAAAGGCUCAAGAACUGAGACUUCUCAGGACCCAAGCAACGCACUUCACUCAACCACUCUGGACAAUAUGGAGGGUUCUUCUGCCUCAGCCACCCUGGACAGCAAAAACAUCAGCAACACUCAGCCAACAAAUGCUUCCCAGCAGAACACAGCACUUCAAGCGGGUACAUCCCGAGCAUCCUCAAAGUGCUCCAAUGGAAAGCAAGAUCUGCUGUGUGGAGCGCCGACACAGAAUCAGCUCUGGGAGUUCAGACCAUGUGACCACGUGUCUCUGACAGCCUCUGAGACCUGCAGACCACAAAACGUCCACCAGCCGAUCUCUGUCACAGCGACGCCUGAUUCAGGACGGUCCAGGUCAGAGAAACACCAGCGGUGGAUCUGCGACAGGACGGGAACUCUUCCUGCCCACGGCAGCUCCGACCGAGGCCCCCGCCAGACGGAGCGGCUGGAAGAGCUCCAGCUGCAGCCAGGAAGCCGACGAAACCACAGAACCUGCGACACGUUGUCCUGCUUUCUCUCUUCCAGGUAA